Drosophila subpulchrella is the source of this 492-nucleotide messenger RNA. RefSeq lists its product as uncharacterized. The transcript is spliced from 4 exons. The record is from RefSeq and is a predicted model, not a curated record. NCBI's taxonomy places the organism in Eukaryota, Metazoa, Arthropoda, Insecta, Diptera, Drosophilidae. The coding region runs from base 1 to 492 and encodes 163 amino acids.
AUGGCCACCCAAAUCCGUGCAGCUUUUGAGUUUACAAACAUUAAGUGCACUUCGGUGGACUCCUCGUUUUCCACUUUUGAAUACUGCCUUCUGAAGUCUGUGAAUCGAACCUACAAGUAUGGAUCUCUGAAAGUGAACUUACAUCAGUUGCCAGUUGACAAAGUAAAGUUAAAUCUGGCUCUCUAUAAACGCUUGAAUGGUUACAAACCAUUUCUGUACAACAUCACAAUCGAUGCUUGCAAAUUCAUUGUAAAUCGAAAUUCUUCUCCAGUGGCCGCGUUUAUUUACAAUCUUUUCAGUCCCUAUUCCAAUAUGAACCAUCCUUGUCCUUACAAUCAUGACGUCAUAGUGGAUAAGGCACCCACAUCGCAUCUCAACCAACAAUUGACGAAUGUGUUGCCAUUUCCCAAGGGCGAUUACGGAUUUUUUAGCAUUUGGUAUGCCAAGGGGAUUAAGCGGGCCUACGUCAAUGUUUACGGGACCUUAUCGUAG